Messenger RNA from Chlorella variabilis, 1170 nucleotides. RefSeq lists its product as hypothetical. Gene Ontology annotation, cellular component: cytoplasm. The transcript has 6 exons. The record is from RefSeq and is a predicted model, not a curated record. NCBI's taxonomy places the organism in Eukaryota, Viridiplantae, Chlorophyta, Trebouxiophyceae, Chlorellales, Chlorellaceae. Gene Ontology annotation, molecular function: oxidoreductase activity. Bases 1 to 1170 code for a protein of 389 amino acids.
AUGGCGGCACCGCAAUUGGUGGUGGUGUGCGGAGGAGGCGUCAUUGGCUCAGCAGUGGCGUAUUACCUCGCUGUGAAGCACGGUACAAAGCCCAUCGUGGUAGAGGCGGUGGCCCCAGCCUGCUCCGCAAGUGGCAAAGCAGGCGGCUUCCUGGCGCUCGACUGGUGCGACUCCUCUCCUGUCGGCCCGCUGGCGCGCCGCUCCUUUGCGCUGCAUGCCCAGCUGGCAGCAGAGCUCGGGUGCGACACGGGGUACCGGCGAGUGAGGACGCACAGCAUCAGCGUGAAGCAGGGCCAGGCGGGCUCAAAUGUUGGUGGUGCAGGGGCCGGGGCCGCUGCCGACGCUGCCAAGCGCCUGCCUGGCCUGCCAGGCUGGGUGGCUCGCGACAACAUCGGCCAGGCCAGCGUGAUUGGCACGGAGGAAGACACGGCGCAGGUGCACCCCGAGCUGCUCACCAAGGCCCUCCUGCGGCGCAUGGAAGAGGGCGGCGGCAGCCUGCAGAUUGCUGCAGUGACUGGCGUUGUGGCCGAGGGCGGCCGCGUCACGGCUGUCAAAGUGCGGGACAGCGGCAGCGGCGAGGAGCGGGAGCUGCAGGCCGAUGCUGUGGUGUUUGCCAUGGGCGCCUGGUCCAGCCAGCUGCGCGAGUGGCUGCCUCAGCUGCCAGACAUCUCGGGCCUCAAGGUGCACUCCAUCGUGGUGGCAGACCCGCAGCAGCACACCACAGCAGACUGCCUCUUUCUAGCCUACAGGGGCAGCGACGGCAAGAGCCUGGAGCCCGAGGUGUAUCCUCGGCCUGGGGGGCAGGUCUACAUAUGCGGCGUGUCUGAGGACAAUGUGCCUGUGCCGGCCACCGCAGCAGAUGUGCACCCGCGGCCUGAUGCCAUUGCUCGGCUGCAGGGCGUCGCGGCGUCCGAGCUGGGCAGCGCAGAGGUCCUCAAGGAGCAGGCCUGCUACCUGCCCUGCUCCGACGAUGGGCUGCCUGUGAUAGGGCGGGUGCCGGGGCUGGAGAAUGCGUAUGUGGCAACGGCACACUCAUGCUGGGGCAUCCUGAAUGCGCCAGCGACCGGAGAGGCGCUCGCGGAGCUGAUCGUCCAGGGAGCCGCCACCAGCAGCAGCCUGAGCGCGUUUGACCCUGGUCGGCCCCGCCUUGGGGCAGGGGCGCGGCGGUGA